GUGAGGAGAUUCUCAGAAGCCUUCUUCUACACUGAGCACCAGAAACUCGCUGUGCUCACGUUCCAGGAAGGCCUGAUCCAAAGUCACGGACAGAUUUCUACAGAAAUUCGUAAUUCGGAGUACUUCACCAGCAUGCCCCCGCUGCCAGCAGAAUGCCUCGACAUAGAUGGGGACUGGAACACGCUCCCAGUUAUCUUUGAAGAUAGGUACAUGGAUAUGCCUUGCAAAGAUCAGAAUUUGGAAGUUUACACAGAUUUUGAGGUUCCUGCAAAUACCCAAAUGGAUGUAAUAGAUGACAGUGACGAUUUUACAUCAAACGAUGCCACUGCAGUCAUGAAAGGAGACUUUGGGAAAGGUACUCUGAUAAUACACACAGAUAGGAUAAACGGGAAUCCCUCCUGCGUAUACAGUGGUACUGAAGGUGCUGCUUACACAGCUAAGGAUUUAAACCAGCACUCCACAUCUCAGGUAUGUACAGUGAACAAAGAAGGCCAAAGGAAACCUGAAAAUAUUUUUGUUUCAAGUAAAGAAACUACUUCUGACUCAGAGAUAGGCAAUACAGAAAGCACAUCAGAAGACUUUAAAACAUCCAAGGAAGUUUUAUUAAAAGACAAUAAACUUGCAGCAGAUGUUACCUGUGAAGAUAUGACACCUAGCAAUAAGGAUUCCCACAAAAGUGAGCCUGUGUUAAUUGUCAGUGCUCAGUAUGAGUGUGGAGCACAUGGAACUGAUGGCUUAGAAGACAGGACUAAAAUACAUAAACCAGCUGAAUCUGAUCAUCCUGAGAAUAAUUUCACUUCAUCUGAGCUUGCACUGAAUGAAUUAACCAGUCUUGCAAAAACAGGCGAUCCCAACACCAAGACUCAGCUCCCUGUUUCAAAAGCUUUGCCCACCCACAGCUUUGAAGUGAAAUUGUUUACAAAGGAGCAACGAGGUGAGGAGUGUGAAGAAUUUACUCUGAUGUCAGGGGUUAUAAAAAGAUCCUCCUCUAUAAUAUCUGAUUCAGGCAUUGAAAGUGAACCAAGUUCAGUGGCAUGGUCUGAUGCUCGAAGCCGGGCAUUGGAGCUGCCCAGUGAUCGAGACAUCCUACACCACUUGGUACGAAGACACGCCAUCCACCGAAAUUCCCUGGAGGGUGGUCACACAGAAAGCAAUACUAGCUUGCCCAGUGGGAUCCAAGCAUCACUCACAUCCAUUAGCUCUCUGCCCUUUGAGGAAGAGGAGAGGGAAAUGGAGCUCACCAAGCUGACCAAAUCUGUCUCAGCUCCUCAAAUCAGUAGCCCAGAAGAGCCUGCAGAGGAGGUGGAUAUAUCCAAACACAGUGAAGCAACCUCAGGAGAUUCAGGAGGAAACUUAAUAAGUUGUGCGGAAACAGAGGGUGGAGAUAGGCAACGAGUCCUGGACUUUUCUGGGUGUCCAGUCGCCACUGAAAGUGGACAACUAGAACCAAGACGACAUCCUAAAUCCUCUGUCAAACACAGUAGCAGUAACAUUCAGUUACACGGGGAGGAGGAGAAGGAAGGUUUUCCAGAGACUUACUGUCAUUUGGAAAGUGCAAGCCCACCCAUUUGUCCAAAGCAGCUCAGAGAUAACAUCUCUGAAUGCCAGUCACUGGAGAGCAAUGAUGAGUGCAGCUUAAAAAUGCCAAGAGCUUGUAAUUACCUGGACAAAAAUAUAGAUAAAUCUGAUACAUGCAUCGAGGAUCCAAAGCCGGAUGGUUUAAAAAGACAAGACUUCUACUCCAAUAGCAGAACUUCAGGAGAGGAGAGUUUCCCACAAAGCAUAAAACUGGUACCAGAUUUUUGCUAUCCUGUUCCAGCUCCUUCAGAAACCUCAACUGAAUUUGGCUCAAUGCAAGGAGAGUGUGGUAGCUCGCUUGCUGAUGAGAGCCCAGCAGUGUAUGCAGAAACGCAGGGGUUACAAGAAAUUGAGCUCAAUGACUCACCUGCCUCUGCAGACCCCGCUGCAGGAUCCUACCAGGCUGAAUAUCCACAGCAAUCCGAGAGCCAAGAACAUAAACUUGUAGCUAAUGGCACUGGGUUUCAUGCAGCGAUGACGACGGAGGGAGUAGCACUGGAGAGCAGAAAGGCUGUUGAUGUGGUUAACCUGUCCGUCUCUUGCACAGCCACGUGUCUUCCCUUUUCUUCUGUGCUCAAAGAGACCCCUGCUACUGUCGGCUUCUCUGCAAAGCAGGCUGCAUUUCCCAUCACACGCCAGCCUCUGGGCUCUUUCGGAGUUGUCCCUUCCAAUUCAAAUGAGGAGGAUGAAGAGACCAAUGAAAGGAUGCUGAAUUUUUAUCAGGCCAAAGAAAAAUUUAAAAAAGAAAUGAAGAUUGAAGGAUUUCUGUACAGUGACUUAUCUGUACUAGCUUCUGAUAUCCCGUAUUUUCCACCAGAGGAAGAGGAAGAAAAUUUAGAAGACGGCAUUCACCUGGUGGUCUGUGUCCAUGGAUUAGAUGGUAACAGUGCAGAUCUGCGACUGGUAAAGACUUUUAUAGAACUGGGACUCCCUGGUGGAAAACUGGACUUCCUAAUGUCUGAAAGGAAUCAGACUGAUACUUUUGCUGAUUUUGAUACAAUGACUGAUCGAUUAUUGGAUGAAAUCAUUCAGCAUAUCCAGUUGUACAACCUCUCCAUAUCCCGAAUAAGCUUUAUUGGACAUUCCCUUGGUAACGUCAUCAUUCGAUCUGUACUAACUCGCCCCAGGUUUCGCUAUUACCUCAACAAGUUACACACCUUCCUGUCCCUCUCUGGGCCUCACCUGGGAACUCUUUACAACAACAGUACUUUGGUUAGUACAGGUCUAUGGCUCAUGCAGAAGUUGAAAAAGUCAGGGUCACUUUUGCAACUGACCUUCAGGGACAAUGCGGAUCUGCGCAAGUGUUUCCUCUAUCAGCUCAGCCAAAAAACAGGUCUUCAGUACUUUAAAAAUGUUGUGUUGGUGGCCUCUCCCCAAGACAGAUAUGUGCCCUUUCAUUCAGCAAGAAUAGAAAUGUGCAAAAAUGCACUUAAAGACAGACAUACAGGUCCUGUUUACGCAGAAAUGAUCAACAACCUGCUCCAGCCUUUGAUUGGGGCGAAGGACUGCACUUUGAUCAGACACAACGUGUUCCAUGCUCUGCCAAACACCGCCAACACAUUGAUAGGCCGGGCUGCCCACAUUGCCGUGCUGGACUCUGAACUUUUCCUCGAGAAGUUUUUCCUCGUGGCAGGACUCAACUACUUCAAAUAG
Tauraco erythrolophus (red-crested turaco) is the source of this 3231-nucleotide messenger RNA. NCBI's taxonomy places the organism in Eukaryota, Metazoa, Chordata, Aves, Musophagiformes, Musophagidae. The record is from RefSeq and is a predicted model, not a curated record.